Molecule: messenger RNA, 1175 nt
Organism: Misgurnus anguillicaudatus (oriental weatherfish)
Lineage: Eukaryota; Metazoa; Chordata; Actinopteri; Cypriniformes; Cobitidae
Source: RefSeq, a predicted model, not a curated record
AUGAAAAUAUCCCUCUUUGUGGAAUUUAAAGAACAGUCUGAAAAGUCACAUAAUUCUCAUUCUGAUCUUAUUCCAGAGACUCAAACAGGAGCAGCUAGGUAUGUUUUAGUAUCAGAUGUCUUGAGGACAUGGCACGAUGCUCAGAUUUACUGCAGACUGCAUUACACCGACCUGGCCAUCAUUCGGACUCAAACUGACAAUGACGUGCUAGAUGUCGCUACUCCUUAUGACGACUACGUAUGGAUUGGUAUGUUUAGGGAUUCAUGGAAGUGGUCAGAUGGGACAAAUGUCAGCGCUUACCCUAUUAACUGGGCGAGUAUUCAACCAAAUGUGGACGGGAUGGACCCGAUUUGUGUUGCUGCAGAACUUGAUGGGUAUUUCAAUGAUCAGUACUGCUCAGAUCUCUUUCCUUUCAUCUGCAUGUACAAUGCAACGACUGCUACAACUACCACAACUCCAAUCACUACCACAGCUCUAGUGACUAUCCCAACUUUAAUGAUGGUUUCAAAUUCAGCGCCUGUUACCAGCUGGAAGCAGGAGAUUUUAAGAGUGGAGAUAAAGUCUGGUCAAAAUCUAAACGACCCUACAAAAAUGCAGUUCAUCUUACAGUGGAUAAAGCAGAAACUGACAGUAAAGGGACUGGACAUCACAAAUAUGACAUGGAAAACACAACCAGAUGGAAAUGUUUUCACAAUCAAACCUGAAGAAUAUCAACCCACCCAACAAUCUUGUUAUCCUGAAAUAUAACAAUACUAGGAAAUCUAGUGAUUUAUCAGAUUGUCAUGAGCUUUUGUCUUCAAAAAGUAAACAAAUGUUUUUAAUUAAUUUAGAAAUGUUGUUUUAAUACAUGUGCUGAGAUCAUUUAAAUACCAAACUACUACAGUAAAUAGACUCUAAAUGUGUCUUCAGAAGUCAAUAUGUUGUGUAUUUCCGUAUAGACUUUUAUCAGCCUAUAGUGAAGAGGAGUACAAUUGGGUUUGUAUAUUCAGUUGUACAUAAUGAGAUCAGAGCUAUAAUAGCGUUUCAAUACAUUUAAAUGUAGUCAUUCUGUGUAGGUCUGGGUUGUUCAAAUUCGGCAUUUACUUUACUUGCUGACUAAAAUAUUUUAGUGAAUAACUAUCAUUAAUACUUUCUGUAUAUCAUAUAAUGUUUUAUGAUGGAUUAAUGCAACUAUG